Messenger RNA from Syngnathoides biaculeatus (alligator pipefish), 3626 nucleotides. RefSeq lists its product as uncharacterized. Gene Ontology annotation, cellular component: cytoskeleton. Lineage: Eukaryota; Metazoa; Chordata; Actinopteri; Syngnathiformes; Syngnathidae. Gene Ontology annotation, molecular function: protein kinase A regulatory subunit binding; actin binding; Arp2/3 complex binding. The record is from RefSeq and is a predicted model, not a curated record. Bases 85 to 1884 code for a protein of 599 amino acids. The transcript is spliced from 11 exons. Gene Ontology annotation, biological process: actin cytoskeleton organization; positive regulation of Arp2/3 complex-mediated actin nucleation.
CGACGACGCAUGUCAAUUCCACGCGAAGCAUGUAUACCGUGGACCUGUUGGUGGAACCCGGACGUCAACAUUUGAGACGUCUCAAUGACGACACGCCCAGUCCUCCCCUGGAACGAAAGGCUCAGUGCCGUGACAGGGCAGCUUGAUGCUUUUCGACGUCGCUGCCGUGGAAACGACCAGUCGAGCGGCAUUAGAUCCUCCAUCUCGCCAUCCAUCCAUCCGUCCAUUUGUUCCCCAAAACAUGGCGGACGUCAAGUGAGAAGAGGAGCGGAGGGGAAUCGUGUGAAAACCUACAAAAAAAAAAAAAAGGAAAAAAAAAAACCCCCAAACAAGCCGAAAGAGCGAGGAGGUGCCUGCAGCAUGCCGCUGGUGAAGAGGACCAUUGAGCCGAGGCACCUGUGCCGUGGGGCGCUGCCGCACGGCGUCACCAGCGAACUGGAGUGCGUCACCAACAGCACGCUCGCCGCCAUCAUCAAACAGCUGGGAGGCCUCAGUCGCCACGCUGAGGACAUUUUCGGGGAGCUGUUCAAUGAAGCAAACAGUUUCUACCUAAGGAUGAGCAGCUUGCAGGAGCGCGUCGACCAACUGGCGGUCAAAGUCACUCAGCUGGACUCCACGGUGGAGGAAGUGUCCCUCCAGGACAUCAACAUGAGGAAGGCCUUCAAGAGCAGUACCGUGCAAGACCAGCAGGUGGUGUCCAGGACGUCAGUGCCCAACCCGGUGGUGGAGAUGUACCAUCGCUGCGACAAGCCGCCUCCGCUCAACAUCCUCAGCCCUUACAGGGACGACAAGAAGGACGCGCUGAAGUUCUACACGGACUCGUCCUACUUCUUCAACCUGUGGAAGGAGAAGAUGCUGCAGGCCACGGAGGACAAGCGCAAGGAAAAGAGGCGGCAGAAGGAGCAGCAGAGGCAGGUAGACGACCCAGGCCGAGAAGUGAAGAAGGUGCGUAAGGCUCGUAACCGCCGCCAGGAAUGGAACGUGCUGGCCUAUGACAAGGAGUUCCGACCAGAUGCCAGGCUCACACCUUCGCCUUACCACGGCAUGUCUCCAGAGGGCUCCUUGUCCCCCGACAGCAGGUCCGUGGCAUCAGACUCUUACCCCGCCAGUCCCAAUCACGCCUCGAGCCAGGCGUCCGCUUCGAACCACCACGCCAGGGAUCACACGGGCGCAACGGCCCAGACCCAGUCGCUGGAUCGGGGGCUCAGGCCCGCCAACCAGGCCGCUGGAGGAGGAGGGGCGGUCGCCGCCGGGCGCCACGUCGCCUCCCUGGGCAGGACCCCGUCGGCUCAGGCCGGCGGGGAUCUGACCGUCAACGGGCCCAGGCAGCCGCCGCUCAAAGAUUACCGGGCCGGCCACGGCAGCCAACCCGCCACCAUCCCGGAGUACUACAUCCCGCCUGCGCCUCCCCCUCCGCCCCCGACCAUCCCCUCUGCCCAGACCGCCUUCGAUCACGCCCCGGCCCCGGCCUCCGGCGCUGCCUCGGCCGUGCCCUCCGUCUCCUCUGCCCUCUCCCGUCCGUACUCCCCCUCCCCUCCUCCGCCCCCCGUCAACUACGUGCCCUCUCCCGCCCACCCGCCUUCAGGGGUGCCGCCGGCCGCCCCGCCUCCGCCUCCGCUCGGAGGUCCCGGGAAGGAUGCCGCGCCCCCCGCCCGGAAGGCCACUGUGUUGGGGAUGAUCCCCAUGAGUGACGCCCGGUCUGACCUGCUGGCUGCCAUACGUAGAGGCAUCCAGUUGAGGAAGGUGCAGGAGCAGCGGGAGCAGGAGGCCAAGCGCGAGCCGGUCGGCAACGACGUGGCCACCAUCUUGUCUCGACGCAUCGCGGUGGAGUACAGCGAGUCCGACGACGACUCUGAGCUGGAUGAGAAUGAGUGGUCCGACUAAAAAAAAAAAAAAAAAAAAAAUCUGCUGCGCUUCGGUGAAGCGCUGCACGCAUUGCUGACCGAUUUUCACAUUUACAUCCACUACCGUUAAAAAGAUUGGGGUGAAUUUUUUUUUUGGGGGGGGGGGGGGGAAGUAGUGCUUGUCUUUGGAAGAAGCUAUUAAAUCAUGAAAAUAGUCUAGAUCAUUUUUUUUAGUGGUUUUCGAAACCAAAUCCAGACAUCUCUUGUCCCUCCAAACCUGAAUAGGGAUGUCGACACUCAAUCUUGUGGUUUCAAGAAACUUUUUGGGUUCCCCCUAACUUUUCAACAGUAGUGUAUGAUGAUAUUCUUUUUGAACACACCUCAAAAUAGAAAGGUUGGGUUCCCACUUACGCCUUUUUCCACCCCAAAAAAUGGGGAAAUAAUUGUUGCUCUUCCAUGCGCUUUCUGAAUGACGGAAAACAUUUCAGGUGGCGGCGUAUCUGCCAAGUGCUCCUUCUGAAAACUGGUUUGGAGAAGAAACUGUGAACCCGCAUGAUCACUUUCAACUUGGGCCCAGUUGACACGCAAGGACAAUCGGCCCGUUUUUGCCCCUUAUGACCAAGCACGUCAAAUGCCAGACAAUCCUAAGUCUUCAAAAAGGUUGUCCUUCAGACUGACGUGUGCUUCGUCCCGAUUUUACGAUCCCAAACAGGUCUGAGUUGACCAUCUAAAAUCACAAACGUGCUCAAUAUUUAUGAGCAAAAGUCUUCUUCACGUUUGUGGGGUAGAGGCGACUUACAUUAACCUGAGCGAGGAACAAAAUACAGCCAAUCAAGAAGCGCGUUGACGCAACAAAAAGAAACCACCUGAAAUGGAAAAAGAAGCACCUGAUGUUUCUUUUGUAUGAACGUGGGUUCCCCAAAGCCCAAGAAGUUAUGUAUUUCCCAAAGCAAGUUGCUUUUUGAGGACAUCGUCCUUUGACGAGGCUCCCGGCUCUCCUAUCCUGAAGGAAUGUUCAGGAAACAUUCAAGCGUUUCCUCCUCUUGAGUUUUGUGGGAGUGGGUGUGAUCAAAAUUUAGAUGUCGGCGCUGGAAAAGAUUGAUUUUUGUGUGCGUGGUGUGCUGCGUUAUUAUUGGAGCAAACUGCACACAAUCUGACCAAAUCUCUUCACACUCAGACCCCCUCCCCCCCCCCCCCCCCCCCACGCUCUGUCCCUCAUUUCGCAUUUGAAAAGUCCUCAUCUCGUGUACCCAGCCUACCUUUUGACCAUCAAUUGCAUUAUGUCGGUCACGUGCUUCUAGUUGACGGAACAAAGCCGCAAAUCACUCUGCGCUAUUUAGCAGAUGCGAGUUAACUGGCGCCAAUUAGCAGGAGCCCAUUAAAUGGCGCUACUUGCCACUUGGAUGCCAUCAGUUUGGACUCCUCUUUACUUCCGACACACCUAACCAUGGAAGUUUAUUUCUGUUGAAAUGAGAGAAAUUGUCACUUUGAUGAAACUUGAAUAAUUGUGCAGUGGCUCUGUUGCAAGAUAUUUCAUCUUUUUUUUCGUUGUCGCAAAAACAAGGUCAAUCGGGAAGAGACCAGUUGUGUUCAUGAGACCGAAGGCCCAAACUACCAUGGACGCAGCAUCUUUGGAAGUAAAAGUUGUGGGUGAUGUUGCAUUGAAACGAAAAAGCGGCAAAGUGUCCCGGUGCCCUCGUCAGGGGCAAUCUGGCAAACUGUGUCAUCAUCCUCCCACUCUCUGAAUCGCUCACUUCGAAAGUUAGCGCAGGCCAAUGUCAA